AUGCUGGCUGAACUAAUUGACAAAACGGACCUCAUAAUUUGGGAUGAGGCACCUAUGACACACAAGCAUGCUUUCGAACCAUUAGACAAGACGUUGAAGGACAUAAUGUCUAUGAAAAAUCCACCCGCAAAGAAUCAGACUUUUGGCGGCAAAACCGUUAUGUUAGGUGGUGAUUUUAGACAGAUCCUACCAGUCAUUCCACAAGGUAGUAGAGCUGAUACUGUCUUAGUUUCGAUAAGCCAUUCAUAUCUAUGGAAGAGCUGCCACAAGUUCUCUUUAAAAACAAAUAUGCGAGUCAAUCAGGAUGAGAAAGAGUUUUAUGAGUGGCUUCUCAAGGUCGGGGAAGGUCGUCUAGAAUCAGGACAAGAAUAUGAGGAUGAUGGCUACCAUGACCAGUUCAUAACUAUCGAUAAAUCAUUGAUUCGUCAGAGCUAUGUUGACCCAUUAAAAAGAGUUGUUGAUGCCACAUAUGGAGAAAUCAACAAACUGACAAAUUCCCAUACUUCCUACACUGAUAAAGCUAUACUCACACCCCGUAAUGAAACCGUUGAUGAAAUCAAUGCUUUCACCAUCUCACAGACCGACGGGGUAUCAAGAGAUUACUUCAGCUCAGACAGCUUUGAGAUAUCAGAUCAAAAUGAUACAUUAUACGCCGUUGAGUAUCUCAAUUCCUUGGAAUUUUCGGAUUUGCCUUCCCACAAACUAACUCUGAAAGUUGGUGCCCCAGUUAUGCUUCUGCGAAACAUAAAUAAAAAAAAAAGGAUUAUGCAAUGGUACACGUAUGAUCCUAGCCCACAUUGGCGAUCGCGUGCUCAAGGCCGAAACUAUCACUGGCUCCCACAUUGGACAAGAGGUCUUGAUCCCAAGAAUUGUUCUUUUGUAUGA
Messenger RNA from Brassica oleracea var. oleracea, 885 nucleotides. RefSeq lists its product as uncharacterized. Gene Ontology annotation, molecular function: DNA helicase activity. The coding region runs from base 1 to 885 and encodes 294 amino acids. The transcript has a single exon. Gene Ontology annotation, biological process: DNA repair; telomere maintenance. The record is from RefSeq and is a predicted model, not a curated record. Lineage: Eukaryota; Viridiplantae; Streptophyta; Magnoliopsida; Brassicales; Brassicaceae.